GUGGAAAGCAUAUGAACUACCUAAAUCCCGGUUUGUUGCUUCCAGAAGUUCUCUAAACAAGUAUCCAACACUGUAGAAUAAUUUGACCGUUUUCACCUCGGAAAAGUCUUCGGAAGUUAUUGCAAGCUGCCGAGGAUUGAUAUGAAUUAUGGGACACAGCCAUUCACGUGAUCAGUAUCGGAAGGCGGUGACAUCAUACUGUAACUUUUUGUAACAUUCUGGCUUAUUUGGACUUACUAACUCAAAAAAUACAUAUCCUUUCUUGCCAAGAUGUCUUCCCUCUUCAGAUCAGAGGAAAUGACACUGGCUCAACUUUUUCUUCAAGCCGAGGCGGCUUAUUCUUGUGUCAGUGAACUAGGAGAGCUGGGCCUUGUGCAGUUCCGAGAUUUAAAUCCAGAUGUGAAUGCCUUUCAACGAAAAUUCGUCAAUGAAGUCAGACGCUGCGAGGAGAUGGAAAGGAAACUUCGAUUUCUAAACAAGGAAAUUGAAAAGGCUGAUAUCCAAGUUUCAGACACUGGAGAAAAUCCAGAAGCCCCACAACCUCGAGAAAUGAUUGAUCUUGAGGCCCAGUUUGAGCAGUUGGAAAAUGAAAUGAAAGAUAGCAAUGCAAAUUAUGAAGCACUCAUGAAGAGCUUUCUGGAGCUGACAGAACUCAAACACAUCCUUCGCAAGACGCAGACCUUCUUUGAAGAGGCCGAACUCCAUGUGCAUAAUCAACAACAGAUCCAUGAACCGCAGGGCACUGAUGAUAUGCAAGCUCUCCUUGGAGAGGAGCCAAGAGGAGGUGGUGCCGCUGCUACAGCAACUCAGUUGGGUUUUGUAACAGGAGUUAUAGCACGAGAACGAGUACCUUCCUUUGAACGUCUUCUGUGGCGUGCCUGCCGGGGAAAUGUGUUCUUCAAACAGGCAGAAAUAGAGACUCCUCUGGAAGAUCCAAGCACUGGAGACCAAGUCAACAAGUGUGUCUUCAUUAUAUUCUUUCAAGGAGACCAGCUCAAAAGCAGGGUGAAGAAGAUUUGUGAGGGAUUCCGUGCCUCACUUUAUCCUUGUCCAGAUACUGCUGCUGAGAGGCGAGAAAUGGCCAUUGGAGUGAACACAAGAAUUGAAGAUCUGCAAACAGUACUGAAUGAAACGCGUGACCAUCGCCAUCGAUUGUUGAUGACUGUAGCAAAGAACAUAAACCACUGGUUUAUCAAGGUAAAAAAGAUCAAGGCAAUUUAUCACACAAUGAACAUGUUCAACCUGGAUGUCACUCAGAAAUGUCUUAUUGCUGAGUGUUGGUGUCCAGUAAGUGACUUGGAUAAAAUUCAGCAAGCAUUGCGGCGAGGUACUGAACGCAGUGGUGCUGCUAUACCAUCUAUUCUGAAUCGCAUGGCCACUCGCCAGGAGCCUCCAACUUUCAACAGGACCAACAAGUUUACCCAGGGGUUUCAAGCCAUUGUAGAUGCCUAUGGAGUAGCAAACUAUCAGGAAGUUAAUCCAGCCUUGUUUACAGUCAUUACAUUUCCAUUCCUGUUUGCGGUCAUGUUUGGAGACUGUGGUCAUGGUUUGAUCAUGUUCCUGUUUGCUCUCUGGCUGGUUGUGAAUGAAAAGAAACUAGCUGCCUACAAAGAAGGAGGAGAGAUGUUUGAUACAAUUUUUGAGGGACGCUACAUCAUCAUGCUUAUGGGACUGUUUGCAGUCUACACUGGUCUUAUUUACAAUGACUGUUUUUCCAAGUCCUUCAACAUCUUUGGUACAGCCUGGGAUCUAAGUGAAGACUGGAAUCCCAUCAACAAAAAAGCUUUAGAUGGUUAUGCGGAAAACAAAGAGGUUAUAGUUGAUCCAGAGCACACAUACCGUGGGGUGCCUUACUUCUUUGGUAUUGACCCAAUCUGGCAAAUAGCCACUAACAAACUGACUUUCACCAAUUCAUUUAAAAUGAAGCUGUCCAUCGUGUUUGGUGUGACACAUAUGAUGUUUGGUGUUUGCCUGAGUUUCUUCAAUCAUGGGCACUUCAACAAACCUCUGAAUAUCUACACAGAGUUUAUACCUCAGGUUCUAUUUUUGUUUUGCAUCUUUGGUUACCUGGUCAUUUUGAUCUUCUACAAGUGGAUUGCCAUCAGUGUUCAAUCUAAGAGUUAUCCAAGUUUGCUGUUGGCACUCAUCAACAUGUUUCUUAAAUUUGGAGGUUCUAUCCACGAUUCUGAGCUCCUCUUCCCGGGACAGGCUGCCAUCCAGCCAAUACUAGUUGUCAUAGCCGUACUGUGUGUACCUUGGAUGCUCUUGGUGAAGCCUUUCUAUCUUCGACACCAACACAAAGUGGCUGAAGCACAAGGUUUCCAGAGGCUGAGGUCUAGCAGCCCUCCUCCAUCGAUGGUGCAGGUUGAAGAGGUAGGAAGGGACUCUGAUGUGGUCCAUCAUGAUGGCCAGGCUCAAGCUGAAAUGCAUGAUGAUGUUCAUGAGGAGUUUGAUUUUGGGGAAGUAUUUGUACAUCAGGCCAUUCAUACCAUUGAAUACUGCCUGGGCUGUAUCUCAAACACAGCCUCUUAUUUGCGACUGUGGGCCCUCAGUUUGGCGCAUGCAGAGCUGUCUGAAGUGUUAUGGAACAUGGUGUUGCAUUUGGCUCUGUCUUUCAAGGGAGGACUAGGAGUGGUUGCUUCCUUUGCUUUGUUUUCGUUUUGGGCGGUACUCACUGUUGCCAUUCUUUUGAUUAUGGAGGGUCUAUCAGCCUUCUUGCAUGCUCUACGUCUCCAUUGGGUUGAGUUCCAGAGCAAAUUCUAUCAAGGAACAGGCUACAAGUUUCAGCCAUUUUCUUUCAAGUUAAUAAUAAGUGGUCAGCUUGAGGAAUGAUUUGACUGGGCAGCUUUUUGAAGUGUUGUUUUAGAGACAAGUUUAAUUUUGGCUUAAAAUAAUUUUGUAGAAGUUAAUCUUGGUAAUAAUUAUCUUCAUCAAAAUAAUCUCGGGAUGGUAAAAAAACUGACCUGACUUUACAUUUCUUAUGGUAGUGAAAAUGUGAACUUGAGUGACAUUUUUUUUUUUCUCUUUUGGCAUCAUAUCCUGCAUGUUCACCUCCCUAAUGAUCACCAAUGAUCUUGCAAGGAGGAAUUACCUGCUACUCACUUUUUGGGGUUGAAGGGUUAAGUUUUGAAGAUGAUUGAAAAUUGAUUUUAGGUGGACUGAUUGUUGGUUGAUCUGAGAAUUGUUUUUGUUAAUUGGAAGGAGUGGGGAUAAAUAAAACCUGUUUUCUAUUGCA
Messenger RNA from Stylophora pistillata, 3235 nucleotides. RefSeq names its product V-type proton ATPase 116 kDa subunit a 1. Gene Ontology annotation, molecular function: proton-transporting ATPase activity, rotational mechanism; ATPase binding. Gene Ontology annotation, cellular component: plasma membrane; vacuolar proton-transporting V-type ATPase, V0 domain; vacuolar proton-transporting V-type ATPase complex. Lineage: Eukaryota; Metazoa; Cnidaria; Anthozoa; Scleractinia; Pocilloporidae. Gene Ontology annotation, biological process: vacuolar acidification; proton transmembrane transport. The record is from RefSeq and is a predicted model, not a curated record.